CUCGAGAACAGCGUUUCAAGUGCCGUUUUGCCAAACAUUACUUCCGAUGGAUUGCUCGACUUGCUCAGCUGGUGUUUGUUUCGAUGGUGAGCUUUGCCUUGGAACGCUGCAUUGAAAAAUGCAUCCAAGAGAGCUGAAACAGCCGCGACUGAAAAAGCCCACGCCAGCGAAAGUCUUGUGUGGUCGAUACUCUCGGCCACACAGUUCGGUGAGCUCUGGCCAGAGCUCGAAGAAUAAGCUCGAGCGAUGUGUCAGAGAAUGGCGAUUGAUUGGGAGGCAUAGAGUCGACUUGUAUCCGACGCUAAGCUUAUCGGUAAGCUUCAUUCUCGAAUCGGUCGGCAAGAUCGCAAGGCAUACUACACACAAGAGCACCUUUCAUCAUGCCGUUAAAGUGGUUCCGCAGUCACCGCCGCCGCAGUACUGGCAAUACAGAAGAUGAGGCCACCAGACCGUCAACGGAGACUCCCAACUCCAAGCAGAAGACCAAGCAGCGAUCCCGUCGAUCCCACUCACAUGGUCACGGCCUGCGCUCCAUGAUAGGUUUGUCUGGGUCUAUGCAGCACGAGCUCGACGCUGCUGCCGCUAUCGCCGCGGAGGAGCAGCGUCGCAUCUCGUACCAGACCAAAACUCGUCGUCGAUUCACGAUCCACGGUCUCUCCUACCAGCCCAAGCACAACGAAGAAGCAGGAUGGAGUUGCAACUCGACGCCGGCGGGAUCCCCACAGCCCAUGCACGCUUCGACGUCACCAAGACACGUUCACUCAAGAGUCUCACACUUCGGGUUCACCUCGACGCGAAUCUCACACACUCGUAGUCCUCAAAAAGAGCAAAUGAUUCCACUCACGCCGGACUCGCACCCGUCGAUCAUCUUCAUCGACUGCCCGCCGUAAGAAGCUGCGCAACGCUAACUGUAAAACCUUCUGGACGUCUUAAGUGUAUCGAUGGGAGUGUAGUAUUGUAAUAUCUGGUGGGUGAAGUGUAGUGUUAAAGUGUAUUGUAUUAGUGCAGCUCCAGAAGGGAAGGGCUCGUAAGGAUAAACUAAUAUUACACAGAGAAAAGAAUUCAUUUUUCAUAUAACUGUUA
Phytophthora nicotianae INRA-310 is the source of this 1083-nucleotide messenger RNA. RefSeq lists its product as hypothetical. The record is from RefSeq and is a predicted model, not a curated record. Lineage: Eukaryota; Oomycota; Peronosporomycetes; Peronosporales; Peronosporaceae. The transcript has a single exon. The coding region runs from base 381 to 890 and encodes 169 amino acids.